AUGGUGAUCAGAGCAGGUGAAGCUGUGUCAUGUGAUUACUGCGGUGAUAACCCGGCAAUAAUCUACUGCCGCGCAGAUUCGGCCAAGCUGUGCUUGUCAUGUGACCAGCACGUGCACUCAGCCAACGCCCUUUCCAAGAAGCAUCUCCGCUCGCAGAUCUGUGAUAAUUGCGGGUCGGAGCCCGUUUCUGUAAGGUGCGCCACUGACAACUUGGUGUUGUGCCAGGAGUGUGAUUGGGAUGCCCAUGGUAGCUGCAACGUGGCCUCCUCACACGACCGGGUUCCGGUCGAUGGAUUUUCGGGUUGCCCGUCGGCGCUCGAGCUGGCAUCGGCUUGGGGAUUGGAAAUUGAGGAUAAGAAACCGUUGGGUUUGAGUUCGGGUUUGGACCAGGGUUGGUGGGGUGGGUUGUUGGAAUCGUGGAUGAGUAAGGAUGGUUUGUCCAGCUCGGUGAUGUUGCAGGAUCUGACUGUGCCGAAUGGUAAUUCAGUAAUUUACUCGAAUUGUGGUGGGGAGAUGAUGAAGAAGGGGAGCCCCAACUGUGGGAAGCAGAAGCAGGUGAUUCUGAAGCAAUUGCUGGAGCUGUAUAAUCAGGAAUUGGCUGACGUCGGUAUCGAUGGUAGUGGUGGUGGGGAGGAGGAGGAGGUUGUACCGGGGACUCCGAGGUAUCAGGGUAAUGAGAUUGUGCCAUACGAGGAACAGCCACAAGAGAAGCAGCAGCAAAAUGGGGGUUUUACUUCAUUGCUAAUGAUGCAAAAACCCCUUAAUCCAAAAGAGAAAGGGAACAUGUUAUGGAAUACAAGCACAUCUGAUCACGGCGCACAGAUAUGGGAUUUUAAUUUGGGACAAUUGAGGGGCCUUGAGGAAUCUGGUGCGCUAGAAAUGGAAUACGGUGCGAGUGACCAAUACAUGGUGCAAAAUUCUGGAAAACUCCUGAAAGGUGCAUCCUUGGCAACUAGAAGAGGAGUAGCCCUCCCUGGAGUAAACUUUCCAAUUGCACGUGAGAAUGUCAUACCCUUUAAUAGUGCCUCAAAUAUUCCAACAGCAAGCCCAGGACCUGCAACAUCUGAGAGCAAUAAUUUACCAGUAUCAAGGCCAAAAUCAUGUUCAGGUUUUUCUAUGCCCAGUUCUGGUGGCUCAAAAGACAUUCAUUUUGUGGAUCAUGCUGUUUUGGUGAAAAAUGAAAGCACCACAGCUGCAAUAACUAAGGCUGAUAUGGAGCUUCUGGCAAAGAACAGAGGCAAUGCUAUGCAACGGUACAAGGAAAAGAAGAAAACCCGAAGAUACGAUAAGCACAUACGGUAUGAAUCAAGGAAAGAAAGAGCUGAUACAAGGAAAAGAUUCAAAGGUCGAUUCGUGAAGGCUAGUGAAGCUCCAGAUGGAUAG
Fraxinus pennsylvanica is the source of this 1383-nucleotide messenger RNA. The record is from the annotation of a GenBank genome assembly. Lineage: Eukaryota; Viridiplantae; Streptophyta; Magnoliopsida; Lamiales; Oleaceae.